Kluyveromyces lactis is the source of this 1956-nucleotide messenger RNA. Its product is annotated as Zn(II)2Cys6 transcription factor domain-containing protein. The coding region runs from base 1 to 1956 and encodes 651 amino acids. Gene Ontology annotation, cellular component: nucleus. Gene Ontology annotation, biological process: positive regulation of transcription by RNA polymerase II. Gene Ontology annotation, molecular function: DNA-binding transcription factor activity, RNA polymerase II-specific; transcription cis-regulatory region binding; zinc ion binding. The transcript has a single exon. The record is from RefSeq and is a predicted model, not a curated record. NCBI's taxonomy places the organism in Eukaryota, Fungi, Ascomycota, Saccharomycetes, Saccharomycetales, Saccharomycetaceae.
AUGCCUAAACUUAGGGUAAGAUACAGGCAGAGCAAGCUCUUUAAGAAUAAAUCAUCUGCUACUACGUUGGUCGAGAAACGGUCUAGUCGUGGGUGUUUGACUUGUAGGGACAGACAUAAGAAAUGCGAUGAGAAAAAACCGCUUUGCAGUGGUUGUAAGGAAAACUUCCUGCGAUGCGUUUGGAGAGACAACGAAGAGGCUCAAGAAGAGCCUCAUAUGUUUCUGAACUUCCAUUUAGAUGAUUGGAAAGUUCGGGAAAGAGGUAAGAGUAUGAAAUUGACACUGGCUGUGACACAGAAACGGAAUUUUUACAGUUUAACUCUGCGGAAGAAUGUUCUUGCCAAAUUUAACGAGGAACUGGGGCAUCUGGAAGAACUGAAAAGAUUCCCUACGGCUAAACAACUAGAAGCAUCUGAACUUGAACCGGAAAGUACCGCUGAACUGGCAUGUGCUAGUUUACCUUUCUUAGACGAAUGUACCAUAUGGUUGUCGAGACAAGUGACACCUCAUUUGACAGAUUCGUUAACCAUCUCUAAUUCGUCGAUUGAAAGGGCAAUUGAGAAAGCUGAACAAGGAAAGCUAAGUGAUGAUUCAUUAAAGACUCGUUCUUUUUACAACUAUCUAUUUGACGAUUCACAUCCGAUGGCGCAAAAGUUCGAAUCUAUUUUACAAUGCUUAAAUAAAGGCGAGUUUGAUAUAAUUCCGAAACACUGUACUGACGAAUUGUUUUUGCUUUACGUUUCCGUAAAGCACUGGUUGGUCAGUUUGGGUCCACAAGAAACACACCCGUUGUUAACCACACAGGCUACAUUCACGAAAAACUUUGAAGAUAAUACUGUUCUGAAAGAAGUGUUCCUAUGCUGUGGAGCUACUUUCAUGGAGUACUAUGAUUCGGAGACGUUCUCUACUCUCUCAACAGAUUUGUAUCAGAGCUCUCUAACACUUAUCAAAAAGUUUCUGGAAGAUAAUCCUGACGAAAACGAUAAACCAUGGUUACUUGCAUCUUAUCAGUUACUAUGCCUUCGUAAUAAGACUGCUAUAAAUUCGACAGUAAAUGACUGUGUGUCAUGUCUAACAAGCUCUUAUCAAAUUAUCAAAUCACCUUACUACUUAUCCAAGAUCAAAUCCAUCUCGACUACCGGUGAAAGAUACGUGGAAGAAUUAGUGCUAGAGAUGGAGCACGAUACGUCGAUACAAAAACCAGAACUAGAGCCACAUGAUAGAAUGUUUUUGGAAAGUUUCAUAUAUAAUUAUUCUGUCGCUAUAUUAUGGGCUAUCGAUAUAUCAAAGCUUCCGAACCCCUACAGCGUGUACGAGGUGCUGGGGAAUUCUUUGAAAUGUUUCAUAUACCAAUGCGAUGUAAGAUGGAUGAACAAUCCGAUUUUUGGAGCUGCAUCGGAGGCUUUCGAGAUAUUGGCCAAAGCAUCAUAUAUUGCAAGAUUGCCAAUGCCUUUAGAUAAGGAAAGUAUCUGGUUUAAGAGAGCAAUGCAGUUGCAGAAACAAGCAUACUAUCACACGCCAAGCAUACUACCGAGUGCUGACCAGACUUCUCUAGAGGAGAAGGUUUAUCAAAACUGUAAAACAAAUUUACUUGUGGGAGAAGUUGUUGCCAAGACAUCCUUUCUACUAAUCUCCAAAGUUAUUCAAUACAAAGAAUUUGACCUUUUAUCAUACCAAAACACAGUUUCUGAGAUAGUUGAUAACAUGGAAAAAAUACCAAAGAAAGACUUCAUUUGGGGACUCCUUACAUGGUCUGUCAUCGUCUGCGGAAUAUUCACUGUAGACACGGAAAAUCAAAAGAAGAUAUUAUCAUAUCUUGACUACAUUAGAGACAAAUUCCACAUGUUGCCAUUAUUUAACUCGAAACUAUUUCUUUUUAAGACAUGGGAGUUACCGUUAGCUGAUAGGUCAGAUGUUCUCUUUGAUAGAGAAAAUCUUACCUGGGUCAAUGCUUAA